AUCUCCAAUCACGUGUCCAUGGCCAAUGCAAAUCACAAGGAAAAGCCAAAUAAAUCUGUUAUAAUCUGACACAAGAAGAAAGACUUCGUUUCAUAUUUCCAUGUGUCUGAGACUGCGAUAACCAACAAAUAGGCACAGUUAGUUAUUGAACAUAACCAUUUCUUAAUCAUCCUUAGACCUCUCCUACUAUAUACUUCGUUUUCUCUGCAUUUUCUUUAGUUUUUGAAACAUCAAGAAACUAAGAAAUGGCGUUCACUGGAACUCUGGACAAAUGCAAGGCUUGCGACAAGACUGUUUAUGUUGUUGAUAUGUUGUCUCUUGAAGGAGUGCCUUAUCAUAAAUACUGCUUCAAGUGCAGCCACUGCAAAGGAACUCUUGUUAUGAGCAACUACUCCUCCAUGGAUGGAGUCCUCUACUGCAAGACUCAUUUUGAGCAACUGUUCAAGGAAUCUGGAAAUUUCAGCAAGAAUUUCCAAGCAGGAAAGGCUGAGAAGCAAAAUGACCCUUCCAGGGCACCCAGCAAAGUGUCUUCCAUGUUCUCAGGAACCCAAGACAAAUGCUCUGCUUGUAGCAAAACAGUGUAUCCGCUGGAGAAGGUGACUAUGGAAGGAGAAUGCUUUCACAAGUCAUGCUUCAGGUGUGCUCAUGGUGGGUGUCCACUCACACAUUCAUCCUAUGCUGCUCUUGAUGGAGUCCUCUAUUGCAAGCACCACUUUGCUCAGCUGUUUAUGGAGAAAGGGAGCUAUACCCAUGUCCUCCAGGCAGCUUCCCACAAGAGAACUGCUUCUUCCACACCACCUCCUGAGCUGGCUGAAUCAAACUCAGAGGACCCAACUCCUGAUGCUAAUAACUAGAAGAGCUGCCAUCUUCUACUUCUGAUUUUUUUUUUUUUCUUUUGCAUCCUUACUUCUUUCAUCAAAAGUUUGAUUUUUUGUUGGGUUGGCAGAUGCUGCCAUCAUCAUGUUCAACAUUGUUGUCUAAUUCUUCACAAUUUUGUUAUUGGAUUUCCUUAUAACUAUGUUAUUGAUACAAAUUAAAUCAAUUGGUUCAAUAUUUGUUUUC
Jatropha curcas is the source of this 1062-nucleotide messenger RNA. It is a transcript of the gene PLIM2B, whose product is annotated as GATA type zinc finger transcription factor family protein. Lineage: Eukaryota; Viridiplantae; Streptophyta; Magnoliopsida; Malpighiales; Euphorbiaceae. The record is from RefSeq and is a predicted model, not a curated record.